AUGGUGUCUUGGAAAGAGGCAUUUGCCUUAUCUACUGAGGCUGUUGAUGCAGCUACUCCUCCUGGAACUGUUCAUAUUCAUCGCGAGCAUGAACACACUGACCAUGAGCUUGCGACCAUCCCACCCUUGACCGACGACCCUCGAGAUCCUUUGAACUUUCCAGCUUGGAGAAAGCUCGCCGCCUUGAUCGUUGCCGCUCUCUAUGGAUUUGCCGCCAACUACACAAGUGGUGUCAUCGCACCGGCUUUCCAGCUCUGGCCAUACAACUUCCCGAACGAUCCGAGAUCGUAUUCCGAGUUGACUACCCUUAUUUCUGUCCAUGUCCUGUUCCUUGGUGCAGCCAACAUCUGGUGGGUUCCUUUCUCCAACUGGAUAGGACGACGCCCCGUGCUUCUCGUUGCUACGCUCCUGAUGGCACUGAGCACUCUCUGGUGUGGACUCUCCACGUCGUACAACUCUCUCCUUGCAGCUCGCAUCUUUCAGGGCAUCGGAGGUGCAGCUGCAGACUCAGUUGCUCCGGCUCUUGUCGGAGAUUUAUACCCUGUUCACCAACGAGGAAGAGCAAUGGCACUCUACACCAUCAUGCUCUGCGCGGGCCCUCUCGCCGGAGGGCUUUCCGGAGGCUACAUCGUGUUCCGUCACGGCUGGAAAGCCCUCUUCUGGGUUAGCUUGGCCCUCUCUGGGCUCUGCUGUCUUGGGGUAGCGCUCUUUGUGCCCGAGACGCUUUAUGAGAGAAGCUUCGCAGGCGAAACGAUCCCAGCGACGAAUCCUGAGAAACAAAUCGACCAAGAGGAGCAAGUGGAAUACAAACAGCCAACUGGUACGAGCCAGGACCACGGAACCUACAAACCCUUCACGAUUGCUCAGGCGUUAGGUUUUAAUCGCCCUCGUGGAAGCCUGGCACGACAGUUUCUGCAGCCAUGGAAAACUCUCGCACUACCAGGCACAUGGGUAGUGAUGCUCCAUUACGCUGGUCUGGUUGGCGGCAUCGUCACCAUCUCAACCAUUGGCUCGCAGAUAGUUGCCCAGCCGCCUUACCUCUGGGGCGCCAACGCAGGUCUCAUCAAUGUUGGCGCGCUCGUUGGAACCGUUGUCGGAUACCUCUACACCCACAUGCUCGCCGAUGUCAGCCUGGUGAAGAAAGCAAACACCAAGCGACAUGGAGUAGCAGAGGCUGAGGAUCGACUUCCUACACUCUUCUUUCCACUUGCUGUGGCAACUUGCGGCUUCUUUGUCUUUGGAUUCUGCGCUCAGUAUCCAGGCUCAAAGCAAUGGAUUGGUUUGGAAGUUGGGUAUGGAAUGCUCUCUUUUGGGCUCAUGCAAGUCCCAUCUGUAGGAUUCAACUAUCUCAUCGACUCGUACCACUCUCUCGCGGCGGACUGUUUCACCAUGGUAACGAUCCUGCGGGCUAUCAUUGCCUUUGCAUGGACUUACUUUGUGGCUGAUUGGAUCCAUGAUAGGGGUGCAGCUGAGCCUUUUGGUAUCUUUGGUAUGCUGAUGGGUUUGUUUUCAUUGUUGACAGUACCGCUUUGGAUGUAUGGAAAGCGCAUGAGGAUUGCAACAGCCGCUCAGGUUCAACGAUGGUAG
Molecule: messenger RNA, 1587 nt
Organism: Fusarium falciforme
Lineage: Eukaryota; Fungi; Ascomycota; Sordariomycetes; Hypocreales; Nectriaceae
Product: MFS domain-containing protein
Exons: 5
Coding region: 1-1587 (528 amino acids)
Biological process (GO): transmembrane transport
Molecular function (GO): transmembrane transporter activity
Source: RefSeq, a predicted model, not a curated record